Molecule: messenger RNA, 3814 nt
Organism: Notothenia coriiceps (black rockcod)
Lineage: Eukaryota; Metazoa; Chordata; Actinopteri; Perciformes; Nototheniidae
Product: proline-rich transmembrane protein 2
Exons: 5
Coding region: 1-678 (225 amino acids)
Cellular component (GO): membrane
Source: RefSeq, a predicted model, not a curated record
AUGUACAUAAUAAUCCGCUACCGAUCGCGCCCUGCCUUUAGCUUUCCUUCAACACGUCUUGUUCACCGCCUCACGGCCACCACCAGCAACAGCAUGGAGUCCAAGCAGCCAAUCAGCGAGCAUCAUGAAGGGAUGAGCAACCCCCACGCCGUUACCUCUCAACCGCCCCCGGCAGCAGACGCAUCAGCAGCCAAUCAAACGGACCAUAUGGCCCACCUGUCCGUCAUUGACAAUGCGGAGACCAAUAACGGCCUGGGUCAUGCCAUGGGGGACGCGUCUCCCACGGUGUCCUCAAUGUCGCCCAAGCUCCACGCGGCGGGCGGCCAUGCUAACGGCCGGCCCGGUCUGAGCAGCCGUUCGGGGUCCAUGGCGGGCUCCCCCCGGCCCUCCCUCACCCGCCGGCCCAGUGGCAUCACGGAGGCUGCUGUGGACGGGUCCAAGCCCCGCGACUACCUGUUCCUCGCCAUUCUGUCCUGCUUCUGCCCGCUGUGGCCCAUCAACAUCGUAGCCCUCACCUUCUCUGUCAUGUCCCGAAACAGUCUGCAGCAGGGCAACGUGGACGGAGCUCGCCGUUUAGGCCGCAACGCCAUGAUUCUGUCUGUGGUCGCCAUCUUGGGAGGGAUCGCCAUCAUCGCCGCGGCCAUCGCCCUCAACUGGGGAUUAAUUUUAAAAUCCUGAUAAAAAAAUAAAAUAAUGGCGACACCGACUGCACGACAACAUCCGACCAACACGACUCCGUUUCCCCUCCCCGAACUUCCUGAAUCAUUUCUCCAGCGCCUGCACCAGAUGAAAAACUAAAUCUGUUCCCUGCUAUUGUUGCUGCACGACGUCGACGAGCAUGGACACUCCCCCGACACCCACGCCUCGAUUUGGAUUAGGAGAAAAGUGUGGGUCACCUGAUGUUCAUCUCACCCUGUGGUCCACAAGGACAUCUGGGAUAUAUGAGCCUCCAUGCAACAAGUCCAGCGAUGGUGCAAACCUUCUGAUUCUUUUAUGCCAAAUAUUUGAAGACUUGGUGUUCUUGGUGAACUGAAAGAGGGAAUGCUGCUGCUGAUGGUCCGGCAUGAACAUGAAGACCAACUUUAAGAGUAUUCAUAGAGAGAGAGAGACUCGUGUUUCAUCAUCCAGAUCUUCCUGCUGCUGUUCAUGGUGCACAAACAUAAAGUCGACACACUCAUAGAGAGUCCUGACGUCACAACUUAGCAGCUGUUUACUAAAACAACGUUCACGUUUUCUUCUCUUUCUGUAUUCCAAUAUAAAGGAAACUGCUAUCUAAUACAGUUAUAGGCCUAUUCAAAUAUAUACCAUUAGUUGUUUCAACAAAGUGAAAGGAUAAAGAGGGAGUUAUCCCCGGUGUCAUGCAGAGACCCAAACACAAAUCCACAACACAAAUAUAUAAUAAAGUAUGAGUAAAGUGUAUGAGAAAAAAAACUGCAUAUGAUAUUUUGCGAAAAGCGUUUCCUCCAAAAAAUAUCCAGGAAAUGAUUUCAAUUGAAAGUAGCUUCAUCCACAUCAGUCUUGGUCAGAAACAAGUUGGUUAGUUUUAGGUGAAGGGUGUAAAAUAACAGAAGUUUUGAUAACAAAUAAAUGAACAUUGACUUCUGGUUUACAAGGGACAAAAAUGACUGUGCAUUAUUCAUACCAACGGCCACAAACAGUGUAGGGGAAAAGGCGUUUUGGGUUUGGAGAUUCUUUUGUAUUUGACGUUUUACAUCUUUUUAUUGGAGUUUUCUGCUUUCUUGUUGACGUUUUUCGGCUCUUUGUUGGCGUUUUAUGUUUCUUCUUUGGCUUUUUGCGUAUAUUUGUUGAGAUCUUGACUCACUUUGUGGCCAUUUUGCGUCUCUUUAUUGACAAUUUGUAUAACUUUUUCUGUGUUUUACGUCUCUUUGUUGGCAUUUGCAUCCCCUAUUAUUUCAAAGCAUUCACAUACAAGAGUAUGUUAAUUCCAAAAAGUUAUUCUUCAUUUUACGUGCAUUCUCCUACAAAUGUCCAGUAAAACAAACCGCUUGUUACAUACAUUUGGUACUCAAAGUAAAAUGUUGUUUUCACGAAAAACCGAAUGUUUAGGUUGAGGAAAAGAUUGUGAUUUGGGUGAAAACAACUACUGGAAGUGGUGUUACAUGACUGUGGAAGUUACGUUUACAAUUAAAUCAACUUUGACUUCUGGUCCACCCCGACCUCCUUACCAGGAGGACUUUGUCAAAAUUGCAAAUUAAUUUUCUGGGAAACUAACCAAUUACAGUGCAUUACUUUUUGUAUAGAUACAAACAACAACGCUGUGCCAGACACAGCUGUUGUUUCUGUUUCUUUCAAUGUUUGUAUGCUAAUUGUGAACUGGGUGGGGGCUUUGAGGAAAUAGGCUGUUGUUAUGGAUCUAAAUCAUCUCUUAUAACCUGUGCAUGUUUACAAUAUGUAUAACAGAAUGCUUUUACAUAAUACCGUAGCCUCAUUUAACAAGAGCGCUAACUGAGCAGCACUUUGUAAAUACAUAAUACGGGAAUUGUGUUAUGUCUACCUGGUGUAGAGAGGUGCAGGAAUUACUUAUUUGAGUGGUACAAACCUUGAAUUGAGCAUUUCCCUGGUUCCUUCCACAAAGAGCUAAUUGGAUAUUUUCAUUGGAUUGUGGAAUAUUCCAGAAACAAUUAUCUGUGGAAAACCUACAUUUAGGAUACCUACAAUUUUUUUUAGAAAGGAUAAUCUCCACAUAUUAAUAGAAAUUCAAUCUCCAGAAGAAAAUGUUAUGAACAAAGUACGGCACGGUCACUUGACAUCACCAGCGCCAAGCUAAAGGUGGCUAAUGUUCGGCUGGAUGAGAUUUACUAGUCUCAUUCAGCCACCUGUUUUCAACUGCGGUUUCAAAGACACAAAGAAUCCUCAGAAAUUGACGAGUAGGUUAUAUUAUGACGCAUUUAAAGUUGGAAGACUAAACGGUAAAAUCUCUUUCGCAUUUUUGAACCACAAACCUUAUUUCAGGGUUCUGACCAAAUGCACUUCCAGAGAAGGGAUCAGGAAGUGCUAGAAUGCUAACUCAUUUCAGGGUUUGAGGACUCAUUCCUGCAGCACGCUAUUGAUAUCCAAAUGUUUUCUCUUCCUUACGGAUGUAACUGACCAACAAAUAAAUCCCCACCAAGAUUGCACAAGAGGGAUUUAAAAAAAAGAAGGAAGCAGAUAAAUGUUGAACUUUGCACCAAUCAGAAGGCGUCUCUGCGUAGAGGUGAGGUCUGAUGUGGUCAGGUUGGGGGAGGAAGGUAAAGUUGCCUCACAUCUUCACACUGUAUGUAGCAUGUUUACUAACCACAUUAUGCAAAACAACGGUCCCGGCUUGAUUGUCAGUACGAAUGCUAGCUUCCCUCAGUUUAUUGUGUACUUGUACACGGUUGUGUAUGGACUUUGCUUGCGCUACCUCUCAGAGUUGCCUACAGUGUUUUAUCACGUUGUUCCACUGAUUUUAACCGACUGUUAAAUCUAUUUGUGUUCCUUUUUUCACUUACUAACAUACUAAUAAUGGUAUUAACAUGAAGGGUGUUAAAUGUGAACACAUUCCCAGAAAUCUGUAAUUCAACUGGUACAAUUUCUGUGACCAAAAAAUAUAUGUAUAUAAUAAUACAUAUAUUAUAUAAUGAUAUAUCUAAUUUUACACAUGAAAUGAACAGUUCUGAGGAAGAUUUUCAGCAUGUAUCAUUUGUUUUGUUCCUUAUUGGCCAUUUUCCAAAAAGGAUGCACAUUCAAUUACCAAGUGACAUACAAAUAAUAAUCAUAUCUACUUUUUAAAGUAUUAACCCUGAGAUGCAUAAGUGGGUCCUUUUUUACCCGG